Paraglomus occultum is the source of this 1517-nucleotide messenger RNA. The record is from the annotation of a GenBank genome assembly. Lineage: Eukaryota; Fungi; Glomeromycota; Glomeromycetes; Paraglomerales; Paraglomeraceae.
CACAACUCAGGGUUUCCAGGAAUCCUACAAAAAAAAUGAAUGUAGUUCAUAAGUGGAUUCUCGCUUCUGGAAAGUGCGUCGAAGACACCCUUUUCAAAUAUUGUAGACAACAGCCAGUUGAAUCACUCCUACAUUCAUGGAUUAUUGACCUUGAUGAUCGAGAAGCAGAUUCGUUAUUUACAACUGAAGAAUGGAAUGAAAUCCAGUGUGCUGUCAAAAUUUUGCCAGAGGUUGAUCGUACUUUUGCAGAUUCUAUGAUGCGAUUUUCAGAUGUUAAAACAGCAAGCGAUCUGAGACGAGUCUUAAAAACAACAUCCUUUUUAAAUGAGGAUGAACCUUAUGAUCGAGUAAAACAUUAUGAUGCUGAAUGGGGUGAAAUCGUGAUGAGGAAGUUUCUUACGUAUUAUGAAGACCCUAACAAAACACUGCAAAAGCAACAUCUCGAGUCCUGGUAUGACAUAAAUGUGUGGUCACUUAUCAUCGAUCAUGGUCUCUGCGAUGUGAUUGGAAUGGAAACUGUCAGUUUUGGUCGUAUUGGCCGGCUUGUUUUAAGAGCGAGCUUUCAAAGCGGAAAGGAAGACAUCGAUGUAGUAGCCAUUAAUGAUCCUUUCCUCGACCUCAAUUAUAUGAUGUAUUUAUUUAAAUACGAUUCUACACACGGAAGAUUCAGAGACCAGAUUAAAGUUGAGAAUGAUAAACUUGUGAUCGGUAGACAUACCAUCACCGUUUUCAACGAAAAAAAUCCCGCAGAAAUUAACUGGGGUAGCUCUGGCGUUGAAUACGUGAUAGAGUCUACUGGUGUGUUCACGACGACAGAAAAAGCAUCGGCUCACCUUAAGGGAGGCGCCAAGAAGGUCAUUAUCACCGCACCAAGCGCCGAUGCGCCGAUGUUUGUAUGUGGUGUCAAUCUUGACAAAUAUGAUCCUAAACAUACGGUCAUUUCCAAUGCAUCAUGCACAACAAAUUGUCUUGCCCCGCUGGCUAAAAUUAUUCAUGACAAUUUUGGCAUUGAGGAAGGUCUUAUGACAACUGUUCAUGCCACCACUGCUACGCAAAAGACAGUCGAUGGUCCCUCUGGCAAAGAUUGGAGAGGAGGCAGAGGCGCAGCUCAGAACAUUAUCCCAAGUAGCACUGGCGCUGCUAAAGCUGUCGGCAAAGUUAUCCCAGAACUUAAUGGAAAAUUGACCGGCAUGGCCUUCAGAGUUCCGACAGCCGAUGUAUCCGUUGUUGAUCUCACUGUUCGAACAAAAAAAAGUGCCAGUUACGAUGCUAUUAAAGCUACUGUUAAGAAAGCUGCGGAAGAUGCGAGAUACAGGGGAAUAGUUGCAUAUACAGAAGACGAUGUUGUCUCGACAGAUUUUAUCGGUGACACUCAUUCAUGCAUCUUCGAUGCUAAAGCUGGUAUUGGUCUAAACGAUCAUUUCGUCAAACUUGUUGCGUGGUAUGACAAUGAAUUUGGCUACUCGACGCGUGUGCUCGAUUUACUGAAGUAUGUUGCCGUAAAAGACAAAGCUUAA